CUGUGCAGGUGAACCGAUCCAGACAGGCGGUUCUGCAGCUAGAAGCAGCUUCCCGGUACCGACCUGCUCCUUCUCCGGGUUUCUGACCCACAGACCAUCAGAAUGGCUCCGCUGUCCAUCCAGUCCGGAGUUAAUUACGCCAAGACGCUGCUGCCGGAGACCUUGAAGAGGUCGGUGUCGACGGUGCAGACCACCAUCUCUCGCCACAUCCUGCCGGCCCCCCAGCCUCGCUGCUAUAAGGUCUGCACCCACAGCCGGCGGCGGCGCCGGAGUCUGGUGGCGGCGACGCGUCCUGAGCUGCUGGAGCAGGCGGCGAGCGUCUUCAUGAUGUCCUGCUGCAGCCUGCUGACGCUGGUCCUGGAGGAGGACGGCACCGUGGUGGACUCAGAGGACUUCUUCCAGUCGCUGCCCAGCAGCACGCCGCUGAUGGUCCUGGAUGCAGGAGAGAUGUGGAGCCACAGCAAGAUCCUGCCGAGCUUCCGAGAGCCGAAGAAGAAAGGGGUCGCCAAGGUGACCUUUGACCUUUACAAAGUGCACCCUAAAGACUUCCUGUGCUGCCUGACGGUCAGAGCCACGCUGUACGAGGUCUACACGCUGUCCUACGACUUCAGGUGCACCAGAGUCAAGCAGGUGCUCAGGUCCGUCCUGCGCUGCGUCACCUGUCUGACCAGAAUCACCGGCCAGCUGCUGCUCUGCACGUCCUCCUCGCUGCUGCAGUUCACCGCAGACGACAAGGACGCCUCCUAGAGGCCAGAGUGAGGAGGACGGCGCCACCCUGAGGCUGGACCAGGCCUGGUUCUGGUUCUGGUUCUGGUCCUGGUCCUCAGGGCCCUCAGACUGUUUUAAUGUCCACUGAGGCUGUUUAACCACCUUCAGGGUCUAGAUGAGGAGGAUGUGAGGUUUUAGAUCUGAUCUGCAUUAGAUCAACGUUUCUAAAUAUGUUCUUUCAUCUUUGGCAUUUUGAUUAAUAUGAAUAAAGAUAAAGUUUUUUUUUUAAA
Fundulus heteroclitus (mummichog) is the source of this 998-nucleotide messenger RNA. RefSeq names its product cell death inducing DFFA like effector a. The transcript has 5 exons. Lineage: Eukaryota; Metazoa; Chordata; Actinopteri; Cyprinodontiformes; Fundulidae. The record is from RefSeq and is a predicted model, not a curated record. The coding region runs from base 103 to 747 and encodes 214 amino acids. Gene Ontology annotation, biological process: apoptotic process; regulation of apoptotic process.